Molecule: messenger RNA, 2072 nt
Organism: Notothenia coriiceps (black rockcod)
Lineage: Eukaryota; Metazoa; Chordata; Actinopteri; Perciformes; Nototheniidae
Exons: 4
Coding region: 155-1315 (386 amino acids)
Source: RefSeq, a predicted model, not a curated record
ACCGGCAGUCAUCUGGGUUUGUUGCUGUUGCCUGUUAACCCCGCUUGAAUGUCGUUACUUUACUGUAGUGUGCAGUAUAAUGGUGAAACAAUCAGUCUUUCUAUGGGACAAGAGAUAUUUGUGAGUGAUUGAGAAGCUUCCCUUGCUUCCAGCAAUGUCGAGCCCCUCUACUACCCAUUUAGCUUUACCGCAUUGGGACGGGGGCUCUCGAAAAAUUCGCUUUAUUCAGCUGGUGAAUCUGACAUCGUUCAGACUGACAGACUGCUCCAACAAGAGUCCAGUGGUUCCUCUCUUUUUAGGCGCUGAUCUGUUUUCCAACACAGACAUUCGCACAGAGAACCAUCCCAGAUACCAUGCCAAGUUUGCCAAGAAAGGCUUUGCAACGAAAAUACAUUUUUCCUCAGCGUUCAGGUUCCAUGGGCUGAAGGUAUCUACUGCAAACAACAGCCUCUGGUUCUACAGCGUUCAGGGACUUUUUCGAGUAGCGUUCGAGAUGUACAGUAAGCAGGAGCAGCUUGAUGUGCUUGAGAACUUCCAGGAUGUUUGGAAAUCCCAGAUAAAUGACAGCCCUCUGAAAACGAGUUACAGCCUCAGUGUGCAGCUGGACAACACUCCGUCCAGCAGCCUGCAGGAUACAGAAUCCAGGAGGGAAAUGUCACAACCUCAGCAUCGCCAGGUUGGUAGGGAAUCGAUGGAUGUAUAUAGCAGUGAAACAGUCGAUGCAUCAGCAGAUCACGACUACUGUUCUUUUCCUAAACAGACAUUGAAAACAGAGCACAGCCAACUUGUUGUUUCAACAGUGAGAGAGAAAUUACAGAGCUUGGAUGACAAACUCUCCUCUGAGACUCACAGCUACACAGAGCAGCUGGAGACUAUCUUGCUGCUUUUGGAGAACAUUGAGCGGUACAUGAAUGGGAAUCUAGAAGAAAAGGAUGUAACAGACACGGUCAUAGCCCUACUACAGGCCAAAGACUGGGGCAGUGUGUAUUCAAGUUCCCUUUUCUGUGGUGUAGGACGGUGGCUAGGCCAGCAGUUUCACGCAGCCAACGGCAGCAUCAGCCAGAGAGUGGAGGACUUUAAAGUUCAGCACAUUGAGCGGAUUAGUGACUUGCCACCUGCUGAGGAACUAGUGACAGAGCUUUUCCCAGAAGCCAUGCAGACUCUGCUGCUACAUUGGAUGGGUUUAAGUGAGGAGUCCACUGUGGAGAAGAGACACAGCGAGUUCCCCAUCCUGCUCCUCAUCCUCGAGUUCGCCAACCACAACCUCAUCACCGGUGUUGCUCAUGUGCUGUACUCCAGUCUUAUAUGUAAAUAGGAGAUUUUUCAUUUUGGCGUAAACACCAAGAAUUUAACUGAACCUUUUUUUUAAACCAGUAUUCUAAUACAUAUCUAUUUUUGUAUAUGAAACUGUCCUUUAUUUGCUUUGUACAGUCUAGUUUUCUAUCAGGUUUCGUAACAACUAGGGCUGCAUGACAACUCGAUAUUGUGUCGACCUUCAGGGGAGUCCUUUUGCUAUGGUCUAAUAAUUUGUUUAUUUUAAUUAUGAUUGCACACAAAUUGUGUUUUACAAAUCAUGUAACAUUUUGUGAAGAUAAUCCAUGGUUCUAACAUAAUUCACAGAACAUAUAGCUUUUCUCCAUAUGAUUUUGCCUGUUUCAUUGUUUACAAAUUGAUUUGGAAAAACAUUUGUUCAUUUAAACCAAAAAUAUUAUCGGUGUUGAAAUGAAUAAAAAUAACCACAGUCAACACAAAACUAAUUUAUUAGGAGCAUAUGAAAUAUGUGAUUUCUGCUGUCAAGCCCAUCUUUAUCCAUGGCAAUACUGAGUACAAUAUGUAAUAAAAUCCAAUGCUGUGUUUUUCCCAAUCAGGAAAAUUAAAUGAGAGAUUUUGAUAAUGCUACUCUGUCUUCAAACACCUUUUUGCUAACUGUGUUAACUUGAGCCAUAUCAUAUUCUGUUUAUGUUCAAACAACCACAUAUGAGUUAAAAAAAACUACCACAUUUUCAAACAAAUAACAUAUCUAAUCUUAACCAGUAUCAACCAGUCAAGCUGAUGCAUCCUUUUGCAAAGGU